Chenopodium quinoa (quinoa) is the source of this 1779-nucleotide messenger RNA. RefSeq names its product protein FAR-RED IMPAIRED RESPONSE 1-like. NCBI's taxonomy places the organism in Eukaryota, Viridiplantae, Streptophyta, Magnoliopsida, Caryophyllales, Amaranthaceae. The coding region runs from base 1 to 1779 and encodes 592 amino acids. Gene Ontology annotation, biological process: regulation of DNA-templated transcription. The record is from RefSeq and is a predicted model, not a curated record. The transcript is spliced from 3 exons.
AUGGUUGAUUUUCAUGACAAUGUUUCUGGGGAUGGAGUCGGAGGAGGUGAAUUUGGGGAUUAUCUUUAUGACAAUGGAAUUGGUGAUGGAGUUGGAGAAGGUGAAUUUGGGGAUGAUUGUUAUGACAAUGGUACUGGGGAUGGAGUUGGGGAAGGUGAAAUUGGCGAUGAUUUGUACUGUCCUAACUCUGUUGAUGAUAUGUCAUUAGAUAUGUGUGUUCCUCCAAUGUCACCAAUCCGUGAUGGGCAAUGCAGUAAUGUAAUUGAAUAUCGUUCUCCAAUUAAGACUGUAGUCUCAACUAACAGGGAUGUAGAGAAGUAUUACAAACAGUAUGGUGAGCAGGAGGGUUUUGGUGUUUCAAGGGUGCAAGCAACCAAAUUGAAAGUAACCAAUGAGCGUUUGACUACAACGUGGAAGUGUGAGUGUUGGGGUGCACCUAACAUGAGGGCUAAGAGAGAGGCCAAAAAUAGGGCUAAAUCAAUGGAUGUUGCUGGCUGUGGUGAUAAGGUUAAUGGAGUUAUUGGGGCAGAUAAACUUAGUCGAGGGAAGAGAAAAUUAAAGAAAUGCGAAUGUGGUGCUACUAUAUAUGUUGGGGUGAAUGCAAAAGGGGACUGGGAGGUAAGGAAGGUGAUUAAUGUGCACACACAUGAUGUUAACCCCAGCAUGUCCAAGUUAGUCAAAGAGUAUAGGAUGAAGAAUUACACUGCUAAUGUGAAGAAGGUGUUGCUUAAUUUUUAUGAAGAGGGGGUGUAUGUGUCCAAAAUUUGCAAAGGGUUAUUGCAUGAGAAAGAGGAGGAGGAAUUUCCCAGCUUUAAGGACAUGCAGCAUGAGGUGUAUAAAGCAAAAAGGCUGAAAUUUGAGGGAGGAGAUGCUAAUCCCAUGAUGACGUAUUUUGAGUGGAUGCAAGAGGAUAAUCAAAACUUUUAUCACACUCAUCGGUUAGAUGAAUUUGGUCGCUUGAAGGAUGUUUUAUGCGUAGAUGCGAGAAGUCGGGCAGCAUAUGAGUAUUUCGGGGAUGUAGUUUGUUUUGAUGCUACAUACCUUACUAACCAAUAUGAACUCCCGUUUGUAAACUUUGUGGGCGUCAACCAUCACGGGCAGUCCAUCCUUUUGGGUUGUGCCUUAGUGUCCCGAGAAACCACUGAGACGUACAAAUGGGUUUUCCAGCAGUGGUUGGCUUGCAUGGAAAAUAGAGCCCCCGUAGCUAUUUUGACAGAUCAAGCUGCUUUAAUGCGCAAUGCAGUGGCUCAAACGAUGCCAACUGCCAGGCACAGGUGGUGCAUAUGGUACAUUGUUAAGAAAUUUUCAGAAAAGCUUGGCAAAUGCAAGGGGUUCAAAGAUUUCAAGAGUCCCUUGAAGGCAAUAAUAUAUGAGAGCUUCACUGUAGAAGAAUUUGAUAGAAGGUGGUGUGAAUGCAUGAAAAAAUUCAGUCUUGAGGAUAAUGAAUGGUUGGUUGGUCUAUAUGAAGAGAGACACAUGUGGAUCCCGGCCUUCAUGCGCGAAUACUUUUGGGUCAGGAUGAAGACAACACAACGUGUGGAGAGCAUUAACAAUUUCUUUGAUGGGUUUGUUAAUCGGAAGAUGAAACUUUGCGAAUUUCCUAUGCGAUACACCAGGGCAAUGACAAAGAGGGUCCAGGAUGAGAAUGAAGCAGAUGCAAAGGCAACAAAGUACAUUCGGCGACUUGUUAGUGGUUUCCGACAUGAAGCAUUUUUCCAAAAGAUUUACACUGAUGCUAAGUUCCAGGAGAUUCAAAGAGAACUAUCCCGAUUGAUGUAA